UAGGUGAGGGUUGGAACGUAGAUCGACCGGUAAAUCGAGAGCUUUGCCUUCAGGCUCAGCUCCCUCUUCGCCACAAUGGUCCGGCACAACGCCUGCAUUACUGCUGAAGCCGAGCCAAUCCGUCUGUCAAUCUCACGCUCCAUCCUACCAUCACUCGUGAACAAGACCCCGAGAUACUUGAACUCCUCCACUUGGGGCAAGGAUUCACUCCCCACCCGGAGAGCGCAAUCCACCUAUUUCCGGCAGAGAACCAUGGCCUCGGACUUGGAGGUGCUAACCCUCAUUCCAGCCGCUUCCCACUCAGCUGCAAACCACCCCAAUGCCUGCUGGAGGUUCCAGCUUGAGGAAGCCAACAAAACCACAUCAUCUGCAAAAAGCAGAGACGAGAUUUUGAGGUCCCCAAACUGGAAACCCUCCUCCCCCCGGCUGCUCCUUGAGAUCCUGUUCCUGAAGAUCACAAACAGGAUCGGUGACAAGAGGCAACCCUGGCGGAGGCCAACACGCACUGGGAACGUGUCUGACUUUGUGCCGAGGAUGUGGACACAGCUCCCACUUUGGUCAUACAGGGACCGGAUGGCUCGUACCAACGGCACCGGGGCCCCAUAUUCCCGCAGUACCCCCCACAUGAUCCCUGAGGGACACGGUCAAAAGCCUUUUCCAAAUCCACAAAACACAUGUAGACUGGAUGAGCAAAUUUCCAUGCUCCCCCAAGAAGCCCUGCGAGGGUAAAGAGCUGGUCCACUGUCCCACGGCCGGAACGGUAUCCACAUUGUUCCUCCUGUAUCCGAAGUUCGACAAUCAGCCGGAGCCUCCUUUCCAGCACCCUAGAGUAAGCUUUCCCCGAAAGGCUAAGAAGUGUGAUACCCCGAUAAUUGGAGCACACCCUCCGGUCCCCCUUUUUGAAAAUGGGAACCACCACACCGGUCUGCCACUCCACAGGCACUGUCCCAGAUUUCCACGCGACAUUGAAAAGGCGUGUCAGCCAAGACAGCCCAACAAUGUCCAGAGCCUUUAGCAUCUCAGUGACCUCUGCCAAGGUUAGUGGUAAGGCUUCCCCUGGAUCUUAAGACUCUGCCUCCUCUUCAGAGGACGUGUUGUCUGGGUUCAGGAGUUCCUCAAAGUAUUCCUUCCACCGCCCAACAAUGUCCCCAGUUCGGGUCAGCAGUUCUCCACCCCUGCUGAUAACAGCCUGGGGCAAGCCCUGCUUUCCCUUCCUGAGCCGUCGGACGGUUUGCCAGAACCUCCUUGAGGCCAACCGAAA
Labrus mixtus (cuckoo wrasse) is the source of this 1261-nucleotide messenger RNA. RefSeq lists its product as uncharacterized. The coding region runs from base 76 to 729 and encodes 217 amino acids. The transcript is spliced from 2 exons. The record is from RefSeq and is a predicted model, not a curated record. NCBI's taxonomy places the organism in Eukaryota, Metazoa, Chordata, Actinopteri, Labriformes, Labridae.